Mucor velutinosus is the source of this 1800-nucleotide messenger RNA. RefSeq lists its product as uncharacterized. Gene Ontology annotation, molecular function: pyridoxal phosphate binding; serine C-palmitoyltransferase activity. Gene Ontology annotation, biological process: sphingosine biosynthetic process; ceramide biosynthetic process. Bases 1 to 1800 code for a protein of 599 amino acids. The record is from RefSeq and is a predicted model, not a curated record. Lineage: Eukaryota; Fungi; Mucoromycota; Mucoromycetes; Mucorales; Mucoraceae. The transcript is spliced from 8 exons. Gene Ontology annotation, cellular component: serine palmitoyltransferase complex.
AUGCCUCAACAGCAAGCACCUUCAGCAGCAGAUCUGCCGCCACCAGUUGAGAAUGUGCAGCAAAUCCCCACUAUAUCUGUUGAUGGCAUUCAACCUAGCACUCGGCAAAGAGCAUUCUCCUUUUCAAAUUUAGUCAAACGUACCCGAAGAGCUUAUUCUGUAUCCUCAGCUUACCCCGUGAAAGCUCAUCCCGCUCUCGCUUUACCACCAAACUAUCAAAAGGACCUGAGCCCUGAUGAUUUCAGGGACAAAAUCAAGGUGCCUUCAUUGACACCUGCACAGCGCCGAAAUUCGAUCGCUGCAGCACACCGUAAAUACGAAGAUUUCGAGCAGAAAAUCGAGGCAGCUCCAUUAUUUGUCUUGGUCUCGACCUACCUCAAUUAUUUUGUGCUGAUCUUGUUUGGGCAUGUCCGCGAUAUUAUGGGAAAGAUGUUCAAGAGAAAGGAGUAUGCUCAUCUGCGUACAAACGAGGGUUAUGCGCCUCUAGUGUCUGAUUUCGACUCUUUUUACACACGACGCAUGUAUAUACGUAUCAGAGAUUGUUGGAACAGACCUACCACUGCAGUUCCUGGCAGAAAGAUCACUAUUUUGGAACGGGAGUCAAAGGAUUUCAACAUGACAUUCAGAUUGACAGGAAGAAAGCUGGAGGCCACCAAUUUCUCAUCUUACAACUAUCUGGGAUUUGCUCAGAAUGAAGGCUAUUGUGCUGAUCAGGUAGAGGAGUGUGUUAGAGAAUAUGGUACUAGCAGUGCCAGUACGAGAUUAGAAGCUGGUACCUUGGAUAUUCAUCGCAACCUGGAAAGAAAAGUAGCCAAAUUCGUCGGCAAGGAAGAUUCGAUCAUUGUGUCUAUGGGAUUUGCCACUAAUUCCACCACUAUUCCAGCACUUGUUAGCAAGGGUUGCUUGGUGAUUAGUGAUGAAUUGAACCACAGUUCCAUUAUUUUUGGUGUCCGUCUCUCUGGUGCUUCAGUGCGCGUGUUCAAGCAUAACAACAUGAUUGAUCUAAAGAACUUGUUGCGUGAAGUGAUAUCUCAAGGCCAGCCUAGAACACAUCGUCCUUGGAAGAAAAUUGUGGUUAUAGUGGAAGGUUUGUAUUCGAUGGAAGGUUCUAUUGUCAAUCUACCAGAGUUGAUCAAAUUGAAGCGGGAUUACAAGUUUUACCUCUAUGUGGAUGAAGCUCAUUCCAUCGGUGCACUGGGUGAAAAUGGUGGCGGCGUGUGUGAUUUCUAUGGUAUCAGCCCUAAACAUGUCGAUAUUAUGAUGGGCACAUUCACAAAGUCAUUUGGCGCUGCAGGCGGAUACAUUGCUGGCGAUAAGGCUGUCAUUGACCAUCUAAGGAUGAAAAACCAUGCAUUCUCAUACGCAGAAACAAUGUCCCCGCCAGUCAUUGCUCAAGUGAGCUCGAGUAUGAGUGUCAUCAAUGGUGAAGAUGGCACAGACGAUGGCGUGAAGCGCAUCAAGCAGCUGGCCGAUAAUGCUCGUUAUUUCUCCAGAGCACUAAGAAAGUUGGGAUUCAUUGUGUAUGGCGAUGAAGGAAGCCCGGUCAUUCCAUUACUGCUGUUCAAUCCUGCUAAGAUUUCUGCUUUCUCUCGGGAAAUGUUGAAGCGAAACAUUGCUGUCGUUGUUGUUGGCUAUCCUGCCACACCUAUCAUCAGUUCAAGAGCCCGUUUCUGUCUAUCAUCUGCUCAUACAAGAGAAGACCUGGAUAAAGCUAUCCAGGACAUCAACGAAGUCGGUGAAUUAUUAAUGAUUAAAUUCAAAUCUGUACAGAACAAAGAGCAAAAGCAAAUUGAAAACUAA